Messenger RNA from Rubroshorea leprosula, 1974 nucleotides. The record is from the annotation of a GenBank genome assembly. Lineage: Eukaryota; Viridiplantae; Streptophyta; Magnoliopsida; Malvales; Dipterocarpaceae.
UGAAAUCUAGUCAUCUCCAUGCUUGCUCUCACUUCUUCCUUCCUCAGAGCCUUCACUGUACCAAAAUCCUAAACCCUGCUUAUGUCCCAUGGCCGUUGCACCCCAAAUUUCCUCCAAGAAAAAUUGUCUCUUUCUCCCUUCCCUCCCCGAUGAAAUCAUAUUUGAAAGUAUUCUAACUCGAUUACCCGUCAAAUCCCUCGUUCGAUUCCGCUGUGUCUGCAAAUCCUGGCGGUCUUCCAUAUCUGAUCCUCGAUUCAUCCAAAAUCACCUCAGCCUUGUCAAGGCCCAUGACGGUUUGGAUAAUUGGAGGGUCAUUUUGCAGUACCCGCGUCAGAUUCUCAAGUCUUGCUCUUUGUCUAAUAUAUUUCAUGAGCCGUAUGGGUACUCGGUUGAUCUCGAUUUUCCGAGGAAGAAAGCUCGUUUGGAUGUGGAAAUUGUUGGGUCUUGUAAUGGGUUGGUUUGUCUCUGUUUCAGGGAGAGGACGGAGAAUCUGUUGAUCGUGUGGAAUCCGUCCAUUAGAGAAUCCAAGGUAAUUUCUGCUUGCGUGGCGGGUUCUCCGCCGUUGUCGGCUUACGGGUUUGGUUACUGUGGGAUCUGUGAUGAUUAUAAGCUUGUUCAAUUGGCAAUUGGGAGACCCUUGAAACCCCGAACCAAUCUUUACUCUUUGAGAGCCGAUUCUUGGAAGAAUACUGACGAAUUCCCUUUAGAAAUAAACUCUGUACCAUGUUCAGCUAAGGUUGUGGAUGGAGCGUUAAAUUGGGGAGUCCAUCUUAAUUCAGAAAAUUCUUGGGUGAUUGUCUGUUAUGAUUUAGCAGAGGAGAGAUUUGGGACGGUCUCUCGGCCUGAUGACAUUUCUCCGAUGACUAAUCCGACGCUGAGGGUAUUGGGCGGAUGCCUUUGCAUAUUAUGUGCUCGAUUAAAUGUCUCUGUGGAUGUUUGGAUGAUGAAAGAAUAUGGGGUCAAGGAAUCCUGGACUAAGUUGGUUAGUGUGAAAUAUCCGCUGGGGUUGAAGUCCUGCCAGCUAUCAAAAGCAUUCUGCUUCAUGAAAUAUAAUGGAAUUCUGAUGUACCUUGGGAAGACUCUGUUCUUGUUCAAUAUGGAUGAAAAAACUUACAAUUAUCCUGUAAUUUUUGGCGUUAAUGAUUGUCAUGAAGCUGAUAUCUAUGUAGAGAGCCUAGUUUCUCCCAAUGCGUAUAAACCAACAGGUUCCAAGACCUUUACAAUUGAGGAACAGGACAUAGAGAUGUAGCAUCUACUGUGGCUUCUGCCACCUUAGGUAUUAUCACAUAGGGCUUCUGAAUAAGAAUUGAGGAAUGAGAAAACAGGGGAAAGUUUUAUAUGCCAGCUCUUCUGCACAGUCUUUUUUCUCAUGCUACUCUGAGCUCGGACGAUGAAGCCCAUGGUACAACCCGUCAACUGUUUUAUUUAUUUAUUCCUUCGAACACCUUCAACUUUGGGUUAUACUUAAGGAGCAGGACAAGGGGUUCAAACCUUGAGACUGGUAGUCUAGUAUUCUGUUUUAUAAUGGAUUAAAUGAUAUUACAAAUGGUAUAGUCAUGUUAUCGUUGAAUAACCUCAUAAUUGAGCAUAUUAUGAGUUCUGAAGUUGAAACUCUUCUAUAUUUGUAAGGUGUAAGGUGUUGCAUAUACUUUCCAAAGCUGGAUUAUUGAAGCAAGGGGGGGGCAUAAAACAUUUAUGUAUCCCUUAGCAUAUAGACGUUGACUGCUUGCCAAUUGUAAGUAAUAAAAAUGGCGACUGCUGACUUUCUGCAGGCUUAGCUGUUUGACAUGGAAAGUCUUUAUUUGGAAUGCUAUAUAUUUCCGAUAUGUUAAUAAAAUUUUUGACAUGUGUUCUACUAAUUCCUAUCUCUAUUCAACUCUAGUUGGCGUGGUUUUUUUUUGGAGAAAAGGUGCACCUGGUUAUUAACUUCGCCUUUUUUUUUUUUUUCAAAGAGUAUAAAUUUCAUUGGUUUAU